This is a messenger RNA of Pedinophyceae sp. YPF-701, 1140 nucleotides long. NCBI's taxonomy places the organism in Eukaryota, Viridiplantae, Chlorophyta, Pedinophyceae. The record is from the annotation of a GenBank genome assembly.
AUGAGCUUGGCGGGGCUGCGCGGCCCGUGUGUUGUGCGGCCGCCCGGCGCGACGGCGCCAUGCCGAGCGUCCCUGGCGAGGAUCGCCCUGCAGAGGCCCGUCUGCCGUCACGGGGCGCCGGCGGGGCGCGCCCUGCGCUGUGGUGUCCGGGCCCGGGGCGCGGAAGGGGACAGCGCCGACGCGGGCACAUCGCCGGACCCCGUCGAGGCGCCUCAGCUUGAUAGUGGAGGAGAGAAGGGCUCGGCGUCGGUGCCGUGGCUCCCGCUCCUGGUGCUGGGCAGUGCGGGAAUGAUGGAGACAGGGUAUCUGACGGCCGCGCGCCUGAUCGGGACGGACGUGUCUUGCCCGCUCACGGGCGGGUGUGCGGACGUGCUGAGCUCCAGCUACGCGUCGGUGUUCGGCGUGCCUCUGCCGGCCUUCGGGUUCGCUGCGUACGGAGCAGUCACCGCACUGGCCGCUGCGGCGCGCGCCAGCGAGGGCCCGAACGAGCGCUCCCUCGUGCGCUGGACGCUCUUCGGUACCGCCACGGCCCUGGUGACGACCAGCGGGCGCCUCAUGUACCUCCUCGCGACGGAACUCGGCGGCGAGCUCUGCACCUGGUGUCUCACGUCUGCGGCCCUGUCGUUCGGCAUCGGCGCCCUCACGUACCGCAGCUUCUCCAAGCCCGAGCUCAAGUCCGGCGCGGCGCCGGGGCUCACCGUCGCGGCGGCGGUCCUCGCGGUGCUCGCGGUGGGCCAGCCGUCGCAGGCCGACGGCGGGGACGUCCUGACCGAGCUGCCGUACGACCCCCCCGUCGUGGAGACGCAGUCCACGCCGGAGACCGAGGCCCUCGCGCGGCGCCUGAACGCCGUCGGCGCGCGCAUGUACGGCGCGUUCUGGUGUCCGCACUGCUUCCAGGAGGAGGAGCUGUUCGGGCGCGGCGCGAUGAAGGACUUCCCCUACGUGGAGUGCUUCCCCGAGGGGUGGUCGAAAGGGAAGAAGCCGGCGCAGGCGUGCGUGGACGCGGGGGUCAAGGGGUUCCCGACGUGGGUGAUCCCGGGGCAGGAGCCGCUGCUCGGGGCGCAGCCGCUGGAGGAGCUCGCGCGGGUGGUGGCCGCUGCGGAACAGAGGGCCUCGGACAGCGCCGUCGAGGGGCGGUGA